AUGAGCGUAGCUAGUCAGGACGAUAAGUCGCGCGUCGCAUCGAACGCGUAUUUCCCGGAGAUCCCAAAGAUAUUACCACAUGAGAAGGUAUUUCCGAUACAGAUUGGCGGGGAACUAUUUCGAUUAAGUGGCGCGUCAAUAUCUUCAGAUGGUCAAGCUCCCUCGUACUUUUCGCAAUUCUUUGAACAACAGUUGGCAAAUCUAGAGGAAGGCCAGACGAUCCGAACACUCUAUAUUGACCGUGACCCGAUUACAUUUAGAGAUAUCGCACGUCACCUUCAAGGAUAUCAUGUUUCCCCAAAAGAUGGCCAACACUUCGUAAGACUAUUUGCAGACGCCCAAUUCUACAGCCUUCCGAAAUUAAUCUCGCAACUCUUUGAAUCGGAAAUUUUCAUUUCCAUUGGCUCUCGCCACUUCCAAAUCAAUCGCGACCUCUUUCAGUCCCCCGGAAACUCGCCGAACUACUUCUCCCUAGGCUUUGCUGUCUUUUUCUCCUCUCCAAACGAAGUCUUCCCCGGCCUCGCUCGUGAAGGCCUCCUCCGCCCCCCUUCAAUUCUCCCUCCGGAGGUGCCCAACCGCUCCGCCGACGUAUUUGCCGAGCUUCUUCAUCUCCUCCGCGGUUAUCCUGUUCACAUCCGGAACGAAGAACAUCGCCAGGAGCUUCUGCGCGACUGCAAAUAUUUCCAUCUUAAAGGGCUGGAACAAAAACUCAUCCCCCAUGAGAUAUCUUGGAAUCAGAGACGCCAGCGCCAAGAGAUUGUCAUCCGCCUCGAGGACGUCAAACCCUCCGGUGUUGCCUUCCUCCCUGACUUUGGUGGAGAUCAGUUCCCUGGGGCUAAACAGUCGAGCGGAUGGAUAAAUUAUAUGCGUCCAUUUGUUGACGAUAUCCAGCGCGAACUCAUCGUCGAGAUAGGGGGCGAGCAGACUAAAGUUGACUUCCGCAGUGGCCGCGCUGAAUUCACCGGGACUACCAAUCAGCGUGUUUCGGCACUAUUCCAGGUGAUUGCUAAUAAACUGGGGCUGCCGGUUGGACACGAGAGAGCUCUUGGACUUGUACUGUUGGGACAGAACGGGUCGACCACCGGGUCCUCUGGUCCUGCGAGCCCGGGGAAUACCCCUUUGAGUGAAGAUCGAGUUAAGAUCAAGCUCGGACCAGAAUGUUUUAUCAAGCUGGACGGAGAGGAGUAUUUGGAUCGGGAUGGGAUGAGCUCAUUUGAUGCCCACGAUAACGAUAUGGCUGAUGGCGCCUCCGCACCAUCUGGAAGUGACGCGGGGAGGAGUGUGGGCGGUACUCCGAGCCCAAGCAUGAAUUGGCAACAUAGUGCGAGUAGACCCGCAUCUACUAAGCCAUUCUUGGGGGUACAGGGGCAAUCAGGCCCACGGAAGAGACACAAAAGACAGGGCAGUAUGGAAGAAGGUGGUGGCGAGUGGGUUGUGAAAAGGGGACAGUGGAGAGUCAGAGUACAGACUACCACUGGGCAAGAUGGGAGGAGUGGGAUGGAGGUCGUACUUGUAGGAGUAAGACUAGAGGCGUUCAGUGGAGAAUAUGGUAGGAACUCACGGCGUGGGUUCUUAAUUUAA
Molecule: messenger RNA, 1581 nt
Organism: Morchella sextelata
Lineage: Eukaryota; Fungi; Ascomycota; Pezizomycetes; Pezizales; Morchellaceae
Exons: 6
Coding region: 1-1581 (526 amino acids)
Biological process (GO): protein homooligomerization
Source: RefSeq, a predicted model, not a curated record